Molecule: messenger RNA, 2220 nt
Organism: Aspergillus versicolor CBS 583.65
Lineage: Eukaryota; Fungi; Ascomycota; Eurotiomycetes; Eurotiales; Aspergillaceae
Exons: 4
Coding region: 1-2220 (739 amino acids)
Biological process (GO): protein import into nucleus
Cellular component (GO): nucleus
Molecular function (GO): guanyl-nucleotide exchange factor activity; small GTPase binding
Source: RefSeq, a predicted model, not a curated record
AUGAUAUCAUCGUCUGCAUCAACUUCGAACUGGGAUUUCACUCCGGUGAUUGACCUCUUACAAUCACCGUCAUGUCAGGGCGAGGCUCAAUCGACCCGCAAAAGCCCCACGGAUUGUCCCGUGUCUUCACAUGCGUCACACAGGGUUGUCAAUGACGUUGGAAAACUAGGAACCCAGAAACAACCGCUGAAGGAUGCGAGCGUCAACUCUCCCAAGCUAGGAGACUUUGGCUCUCUGUGGGAGUUACUGGGUACCCCUAGUACGCCAACUGCCUCGAAGGGUAACACCACUGGUAACGAGGUUCGAGGGUUACCACAGCAGUCUUGCCUGCACACGCAACCUACCGUUAUACUCAAACGGCCAUCGGUUCCAAGCGCCUUGGUUGAAACACCAGUGUCGACGUCCAAAACCCCCGCGAAGCCAGCACCAGUACCUAACUUCGCCGGCAUCUACGAUCCUCGGCCACGUCCACAUGAUGGCACGACUCGCGUCGAGUCAAGCGUGGCGACGCGACGGCGCAGCCAGCGAAAUAAAACCAGCAAUGAAGCUACAGUAUCAGAAAGCAACGCUGAAGGGGAGUCAGAUAGCUCUCCCAGUGUUUUUGACCCUCCACUGUCACGUCCGCGAAACAUUCCAAUGAUCCCACCGCAGGUCGGUGUUCCAGAAGCCAGAGCAGGAUCUCUCGAGACACCCCCAUCGUCUUUUGAUGAGCAAAAUGAAUUUCUACCUCCGAACCCUCUCAAAUGUCCUCCCACCGCCAGGGUGCCUCGUUUACAGCCACUUGCCUACAAAACCGCAGCAGAUCAGCGGGUUGGACUUUUGACCAAACUUUUAAAGAAUUUUCCCGAUUAUGCAGAACACCUUGUUGAAGCUGGGCGGUCGAAGGAGUCAAAGAAACAUGAUAUUUCGUUCCGCCCAGUACAUGUCUUUGUUGAUAUGUCAAAUAUCAUGGUUGGGUUUCACGAUACGAUGAAAAUCGCGCGAAACAUACCUGUUCAGACCAGGAUUCGCCGCCUUCCCCUCUCCUAUCAAAACUUCUCCUUGAUAUUAGAACGCGGGCGGCCAGCAGCGAAAAGAGUCCUUGUUGGCUCCGACCGAAUCGCAGCUAUAAGCGAAAGCGAGCAGCUCGGUUACGAAGCAAACAUCUUAAACCGAGUGCAAAAAAUCAAACAGCUCACCUCUCGUCAGUUGAAGUUCCGAGAAAAUCCUAAGGUGACGCCCCACGACGGUGGCCAUAGUUCUGAGACGAACGAUGGUCCGGGGGAGCGUUGGGUCGAGCAAGGGGUGGACGAAAUUCUACACCUAAAGAUCCUGGAAAGCCUGUUGGAUACGGAUGAACCGGCAACGAUCGUGCUGGCCACAGGAGACGCUGCUGAAGCGGAGUUUUCCGGUGGCUUCAUGAGAAUGGUUGAGCGAGCCCUUCAACGUGGCUGGAAGAUUGAGCUGGUUAGCUUCUCCCAAGUGACAAGCUAUGCUUAUCAGAAGAAAGAAUUUCGCUCUCGAUGGGGAACUUCAAUAUUCAUUCCACACUUCACCAUGGCCACAUUCAAAUCGCAAGAUCUCUACGGCGGGGCCAUAAAAGCUAUAACCCCAGAGACCUGGCUCGACGCAAGCAACCUACGUCAAAUUCCAGACCACCAGGAACUUUUCUUGUCCCCUGUCACCCUUUCGAGUCUCAUUUUCGAAAUCAACGAGCGUGUUUCACAGGAAACAGCUCUCUCUGCCCUACAAUCUUCCCCGAACAAGGAAGUCCUCGAGAUUCUAGGGCCCAAUCCCGAAGCUACACCAGAAACCAUCGAUAAAGCGGCAGCGUUGUACCAUUUGCAUGAUAUCCGUGACAAUGAUGGCGAUAUCCUGCGAAUUGUAACUCCGCCCCACCAUGUCUCUAUGCGGAAGAUACCUGGUGCGAGAGCAUAUAAAGGUGUGGCACAGAUGACAUCGCUCACGCCGCGCUCCGGUGUUGCGCCGUCUAUCGGAGGUGCUACUGCCGGGUCGAGCACGGAUGGAGGGUUAGAAUCAAGCGUGACUGUUCAUUAUCUGCUUGUCAGGCUCGAGGAACAGGAGAGCGAUGUUUUGGUUUUCUUCAACGUCCCGCACAAGGAGUUUAAUGAGAAGGGGGACCCAAGAGGGCUGUCCAAAGAGGAGGAGCUAGCCAGUGGGGUUAUUGAUGAGUUGACGGGGAAAUUGGAAGUUGCAGAUUGGGGUUUAUUUGGAGGGUGA